Messenger RNA from Prorocentrum cordatum, 717 nucleotides. The record is from the annotation of a GenBank genome assembly. NCBI's taxonomy places the organism in Eukaryota, Dinophyceae, Prorocentrales, Prorocentraceae.
GCAGAGCCCAGGCGGAGGCCUCCCGGCAGGAGCUCGGACGCGAGCUCCGCUCUCCAUGGCAGGAGAGCCCCAGCGACUCGCACUCCGCGGAGGUCGUCCUAUCUCAGGCCUUCCAGUGGCUCCACGUGCCGGCCGUGGUCCGUGCCGGGCGGGCGUGCCGGUGCUGGCGCGCCUGGUCCAGGCAGCUGCCAACCCGCAUCGCAGACCAGAAAACGAUGGAUGCCAUGCUGACGUUCUGCCUUCUCGAGGUCCUCUCGGAGUUCUCCGACGCGCGGCUUCCAUUCCCUUUGACCGCCGUUUACGGCGAGAUGUGUGCCAAGGCGCGCGAGGCGACCACCGUGGAGGGCCUCUCGGGCCGCAUGGCCUCCUUCGUGUGCUCGGCCCACGCCCCGGCGGGGGCCCGCAUGAGGCACGCGCAGCACGUCGUCUGGGGCCUGGACGUCAGGCAGUCGAGCUUCAAGAAUCUUGAGAAGAUGUGGCGGCACUUCCACAGCAAGCGCCUCAUCGACGCCCAUCAGCAGCGCUGGUACAAGUCCAUGAAAAACGGGAAGAACACGCGGACAUGUUGUGAAUGGCUGCUCACCCGGGUCAAUUUCGGGCACCAGGCGUUCGGCGACUACGCGGCAGCACGUUGAAUCUUGAAGCCGACUGGCCGUUAGAGCAGAGCAUGGUUUCAAUUAUCCGGCUUGAGGGCACAGUCGAAGAGGACAGAGGGAG